Brassica rapa (field mustard) is the source of this 351-nucleotide messenger RNA. Its product is annotated as glutathione S-transferase T3-like. The record is from RefSeq and is a predicted model, not a curated record. Lineage: Eukaryota; Viridiplantae; Streptophyta; Magnoliopsida; Brassicales; Brassicaceae.
AUGAGGCGGUGUGCAGUGCAGUCUAAGAGAAGGAAGUUAGACGACCAAGGUUCACAGUCAGCAACGUAUCUGCAAGGAAACCAUGUAGAGGAUGAAGCUCGUCCUGUUGGUGUUAAAUCAUCAAAGGCGAAAGGGAAAAAGUCAGUGAGCAAGCAAGCGACUUUGGAAGAGGAAGAGAAGGAGAGGAAGGAGUUACAGAACGUGUGGGAGCUACGGCAAAAGGACUUUGCUUUUAAGGAUAUGCUCAACAAGCAAACAUUGCUUGACAGCCUCAUUGCCAAGACAGAGCCCUUAAGCGAACUUGAACUAGCUUUGAAAAAUAAGCUUAUUAGUGACAUGUCGGGUAUUUAG